Anopheles gambiae (African malaria mosquito) is the source of this 4497-nucleotide messenger RNA. RefSeq names its product ras-related protein Rab6 (gene Rab6). Lineage: Eukaryota; Metazoa; Arthropoda; Insecta; Diptera; Culicidae. The coding region runs from base 906 to 1538 and encodes 210 amino acids. The transcript is spliced from 7 exons. The record is from RefSeq and is a predicted model, not a curated record. Gene Ontology annotation, molecular function: GTP binding; GTPase activity.
UGGAGAAAGCUGUCAAAAAAGUGUAAUGUCACCAGAUUUUUGUCGAAAGCAAAAGCAAAUGCAAGUUUUUCCGACGACUCGCCAAAACCAAUAGGAGCAGCAGCACGUACAGCAGCAGCAGCAGCAGCGGUAGAGCAGCAGCCGUGCCGUUAAUUUUAUUGAUCCACCCCGAGUGACGCCCGUGCCGCAGCCGCUUCGGGAAAAUCGGGUACCAGUCUCCCCUCCCUUGACCGACCGAAACCCGCCGGAGAGGCCGCCGGAGCGCCAACGCAGCAGCAGCAGUAGUGACCAGUGAGUGCAAAGACCUGAGAGCGCCCGGAAAAAACGGCCAGCAUUGGGGUGGGCAUUUCACCCCGGUCGGAGUGCAUCCUCAGGAUUAGUUGGUCUUGUGUUCUGAGGGAAAAGAAAACGGGGUCACUUUGCAUCCCGCGGCAAUAGGCUUCAACUCCUUCCACAUUGUGUUCCCUUUUUGGUGGACAGUGUGAACCAGCGGAUGGUACUUUUCGUGCCAUCGGAAUAACCGUCGAUCGUGUGUGUGUGUAGGUGUGAGUGUUUGUGUGUGUGCUCCAGUUCCAGUGGAAAGUGUCCGCAUUGUGUGUUUGUGUGCUUGAUCGCGUUGAGUUUUCCCCAGCUGCCCCUGUGGAAAACGCACAACAAGCAACCGUUUGGUGGCCUAAAGAAAGAAGAGCAGUGUGUGUGUGUGUCUGUGCCAGUGUCUACUGAGAUUGGUGUUGUGUGUCUAGUGUGUGAGUGUGUGUUUGUGCGCUCCAAGUGUGUGAAACGGGAGCAGAAGCAAUAGAAAGGAAAACACAGCGGAGGGCAAAGAAAGAGCAGUGAAGGAAAACCCUCCACAACAUAACAGUCGUCGCCGCCAACACCACCCGUCACCCCACACGCUCCACACGAUGUCGUCAUCAGGCGAUUUUGGAAAUCCGCUGCGGAAGUUCAAGCUGGUGUUUCUCGGCGAACAGAGCGUGGGCAAAACAUCGCUAAUCACCAGGUUUAUGUACGACAGCUUCGACAACACAUACCAGGCCACGAUCGGUAUAGACUUCCUCUCGAAAACGAUGUAUCUAGAGGAUCGAACAGUGAGAUUACAGCUGUGGGACACGGCCGGCCAGGAACGGUUCCGGUCGCUGAUACCAUCCUACAUUCGUGAUUCAACCGUAGCAGUAGUGGUGUACGACAUUACAAACGCGAAUUCAUUUCAUCAAACGUCGAAAUGGAUCGAUGACGUGCGAACGGAGCGCGGCAGCGACGUGAUCAUCAUGCUGGUGGGCAACAAAACCGACCUUUCCGACAAGCGCCAGGUGUCGACGGAGGAGGGCGAGCGAAAAGCGAAAGAACUGAACGUAAUGUUUAUCGAGACUAGUGCGAAAGCCGGCUAUAACGUUAAGCAGCUUUUCCGAAGAGUGGCCGCCGCCCUGCCUGGCAUGGAUUCGACCGAGAAUAAACCACCAGAAGACACUGUCGAUCUGCAAACUCAACCAUCGAACUCUGGCGAUCAGCAAGACUCGGAGGGUGGCUGCAUGUGUUAAGAGCACAUGCUCCCUGCACGCAUCUGGAUGCAAACGAGAGGAAACAAACUGAUACUCCUAAUUGUGUAGUAGUGCGCGCGGGUGCCGCAGCAACGAGAGCGAAAGAGAGAACGAGUGCACGCGCCGCAACAUCCCGUAGCUAAACUCUGUUAGUCUUCAUUUCAAGCAAAACAUACGCAACGAACGUUUUUGGUCCUACUCGCGCAUCCAAUCCAAUGGGUGGACAACGUUUUGGAGGGCUGUAUAUGUUAGUGGCGAGUUAGUGUAUCGUUUUGGUUACUCUUUACCCUCCUUUCUGCUCUACUCUAGAUGCGAAAAAAUGAAAUGGCGCUUUUAUGCUUAGGACCUCACCUGGGAGGACCUCCUCUCCCGUAUUUGCCUGCCUGAGUGUGCAUGAGUGUGUACGGCUUUAUAGGAGCGUGUAGUGGUGUGACGAGUGAGAAUAGACGGACAGAAGAACGCUGGCUUCAUCACACAACACUAGGAGGGGAAACAAAAGCUUAAAACAAUAUUAGAAACACACCGAGAAGCAACAAGGAGAGAAAAAAAGCACAAGAACCGGCGAAACGCAUAGCGAACGAUUCAAUUAGCUGCAGUGUAGUGGUACGACUACAUGCAAAAAAAAAAACAUUUAUUGCAUGCCAACACGUGAGUUAGCAGAAUAGCGAAGAGGCAAGGUUUUUUGGAGUCAGAAAAGGAUUGAGCUAAGAAGAACCAAGAAGGAUUGGUUGCAGUAGUUUAAAACAGAUUUCAUAGUACUGCAUUAAUAUGAAUGAGCAGCAGGAGAGGAUGAUUAAAAUGAUUUAUAAAAGAGAAUGUAUUUUGUACAUUUUUUUGGUUUCAUUUAAAUUAAUUUAAAAUCCAUUCAGUGGAAGGAUCAGUUCAUUAACUGUUUGGAAUUUAAUUAUUGAAUUUAUGUUUAUUUUAUUAUAUUUUUUUUCAAUACAAUCGUGUUGCUUAAUGUGUUAGAAACAUUCAACACCCUUUCGGUGGUUCGGUAAAUGGAACUGGUAAACACAUUACUUAAUGCGCCAACGCUAACAACUCCUCCACUGCCUAACAUCAUUCAAACACAAGCAACCAACUCAUUCAUUAAUCACUAAAAACAAGAAAAAAAAGUUGUAGAAGUAAGCAAACAUGAUGAAACGAUAGAGAGAAAGAGAGAGAGAGAGAGAGAGAGAGAGAGAGAGAGAAAAGAAUUAAUCCAUACACCUAACCAAAAGCGUUGUCACAAAGUGCGCCAGAAAACUUGCGUAUGGUUUUACCGCGCUGCAUGUUAUAUCUGCUGCUUCAACGUGUGUGCUGCUUGUGAAAGGGAUAAAACGGCAGUUUGUUUGGAGAAAGAUUUAGAAAAAAAAACGAUGACGUGAUUAAUAGAUAACGGUAUAUGAAAGAAAACUGCAAAUAAAAAAGGCAACAAAAAAUAUGCACUAAACCAACCAACACCAUCACAAGUCCCCCUUUUCCCAAGUAAAACACACACAAAGAAACACAAGAUCAUUAAACACUCUCAAAACCUACCCUUCGCACAUCUAAGCUGUAGAACAAACAAAACACAAUAAAAAACAAAACAAAACAAAAAGAAACAGGAACACAACUAUACGAGCCGGAAUGAUGCAAAAACAAAAGAAAAAAAAAUGCAAAAUAAGAAAGUUUCUCUCUUUCAUCUUCAACUCUUAAAUCUAAACCAAUUAUUACUAAAAAAACAAAACGAAAGUGAAAAAAUACAAGGAAACAAACAGAAACGGUGGGCUAAUGGGAAAAGUUGGAGUCUGUAAGUUUUAGACACAGGAAAAGAAACGGGGAAAAAAUUAAUAAUAAUCAAAGCAUGUUUCUUUUUCUUUUAGAAGAGUCAAACAUCGGUCGAAAUAAAUUGCAGCUAAAACAAAACAAAAACGCGAAUGUAAAGGAUAAGAGAAGAUGAAAGGAAAAUUGUAUGAAAAGAAAACCGAAACCGAAUAACUCUCCCUCUAAUGGGGCGCCCUAAUACAGAUGAUAGGAAGUGUCGUGUUUUGUAUCGUCGUUACGUUCCGGUUCGGUUUCUCCUUCGCGCUACAAGUAAUAAAUUUGUAAAUUUGGCUCAGUUUGUAGCAUCUUUUUUGGGGGUACGUGUAGGAACAGUAAGAACAGAAAACCAGAUAACCAAACUAAUGGAUAUACACUUUCUACUACCAAAUACCAAUGACUUUACCAUGCAAAACCAAGCUACUAUUUUAACAAGGAAACACACACUUAAUGGAUGAUUCAUUCUAAAGCGAAUAUGUGAAAGAGAGAGAGAGAGAGACACGAAAGCACCGCAAUAGAGGGCACAGCAAAACGAACAGACAAGAUACACAAAAACACUCAAUAGUAAUAUUAGGACCUUCUCCCUUCCUUUUCCCAUCUUCCCGCGGUCCGUGGUGUUAUCCGCUUUCUCAUCCCGCAAGCAGAUAAUGGGGUUGGAUAAAUAAACACAACAGCACACAGCAACUCCUCGCAACUCAAAUCAUACAUGCAAAUUUACUACAAAAAAUGGAAAUAGUACGACGAGCGCACACACACACUCAUACAACCAAUACAUAAUUAUCACGCAUUUUGUCAUAAACAAACACUUAAAGAACAAGAAAAACAAUCGAAGAAAAGCAUGAUAGCGGUAGAAUGUGGAGCGCAACUUUAGCAGGAGGAGGUGCGUGUGGGGGAGGCUGGUGCCUAUUGAUGGAUGGAAUGAUAGGACGAGAAGGAUGGUACUUGAAACAAUCAAAUGAAGCAACACCCUCAAAGAGAAAGAGAAAGAAAAAGAGAGAGAAGAGACAGGCAAGAGACGAGACAUACAGACGGUUAAAACUUCACAAAACCUCCGUGGGAAUAAUAAAACAGCAACUACAAACCAAGACACACAGUACAGAACACAUUCCAUGGGAUAACAACAUCCAUAUUAGUCGCUUUUCAUAGUUAAAAAUAAAGAAAUCAGAAAAUAUGA